ACACACACACACACACACACACACACACACACACACACACACACACACACACACACACACACACACACACACACACACACUGUACACUACAUUAGACCUGUCAUGUCACCUAGUUUCUGUUUGCUCGACGUGUUGGAUAAUGAUCCGGGGCGGAGCUGUUCACUUGAAUUUCAUGAAUUCAAAGGAAUUUAUACCAUUUCUCUGAGAAGGCUGUGGUGGACCAGAAUGGCAUGUGAUCACAACCUGAAUGACCUGAACCUCAAAAACACACAAACAACCAACUUUUAUAAAAUAUAUCUAAAUAAUAUGAGCCCUAACUAUGAGGACGGAUUCUGAUCCAAAGAGCCAGUGGCCGUAUCUCACCCCCCCGAGCAACACUCCCACCCCAGCUUGAGCGUUCAUAAGCAGGGUGAAAUCCAGAUGCUCCCCGCUGAGAACAGGUACUCCAAGCUGCGAUGGUUCUGGACCAUCGCCUCGCUGCUCUUUUACAUCGCAGACAUCGGGUCGGACGUCGGACUGGUGCUCAAAUACGUCCGGGAAGGACAUUUCCUCUGGGCGGGGCUGACGGGGGCAUUUGUGUUAGUGGGGCUCGCAGUGACACAGGUGUUCAGCUACGCUUGGUACAAAGACGACAUGAAGAACCCGGAGGGGAAACCAAUCCUGUCCACGCUGGCCUGCAUGCGCCUUGUGUCACUCCACGUGCUCGGCAUGGGAAUCCUCACCAGGUACGUCCAGCUGCUGAAAGCUGGGCACAGGGAGCUGUGGGUUGUGUCCUCUGCCCCCUCCCCGGAGGAGGAGAGGGGGGCGCACCACCGGCUCUUCUGUCUGGCCACCGACCUGAGCAUGCUCAAGCUGUUUGAGGCCUUCCUGGAGAGCGUGCCCCAGCUGCUCCUGCAGAUCUUCCUCAUCCUCCGCCACGGCGAGUGUUCGCACGUGCAGUACGUGUGCAUGGCCUUCUCCUGCCUCAACGCGGCCUGGGCCCUGGUGGACUACCGCCGCUGCCUGCGCCGCUCGCUGCCCGCCGCCCAGGAGAUGCCUGCGGGCCUCCCCACCGCCGUCUACCUGCUCUACAAGCUCCUCACCCUGGCCUCCCGCCUGCUGGCCUUCUCCCUGCUGCUCUGCCUCAGCCCCUACGCCCUGGGGGGGCUGGCCGCCCUCUGGCUGCUGGGCACCCUGUGGGCGUACUGGCUGCAGACCUCCUUCUGCACCCGGCGGACCACCGAGUGGGUGUACCGCGCCGCCGUGGGGGCCGUCCUCACCUUCACCUUCUUCAACGUCAAGGGCCAGGCCACCCGGACCCCCAUGACCCUCUACUACCUGCUCCACGCCGCCGUGAACGCCGCCGCGCCGCUGCUCUUCGCCCUGCUGUGGAAGCCUCCGUUGUCGUUGCCGGGGACGACGGCGGCCCCUCCCCCUGCUCCGACGGCGACGGAGCUGUGGUACUUCUGGGCGGUGGUGGGGGCCAUCGCCGUGGGGACGGGGGCGGGGCUGCUGUGUCUGGCGGUGUACUACGCCCGCAUGCACCCCCCGGGGAAGAGACGGGAGGCGGACGAGGUGGACGGGCCGGGGGGGGGGGCCCCACUGGGGGGGGUCAGGAUGAGGAAGUUCCUCCAGCUGUGA
Molecule: messenger RNA, 1620 nt
Organism: Gadus chalcogrammus (walleye pollock)
Lineage: Eukaryota; Metazoa; Chordata; Actinopteri; Gadiformes; Gadidae
Gene: xkr9
Product: XK, Kell blood group complex subunit-related family, member 9
Exons: 4
Coding region: 421-1620 (399 amino acids)
Biological process (GO): phosphatidylserine exposure on apoptotic cell surface; apoptotic process involved in development; engulfment of apoptotic cell
Cellular component (GO): plasma membrane
Source: RefSeq, a predicted model, not a curated record